This is a messenger RNA of Magallana angulata, 1791 nucleotides long. RefSeq names its product transient receptor potential cation channel subfamily V member 2-like. Gene Ontology annotation, molecular function: calcium channel activity; protein binding. Gene Ontology annotation, cellular component: membrane. Gene Ontology annotation, biological process: calcium ion import across plasma membrane. NCBI's taxonomy places the organism in Eukaryota, Metazoa, Mollusca, Bivalvia, Ostreida, Ostreidae. The record is from RefSeq and is a predicted model, not a curated record.
AUGGAGCGAACAAAGUACGUUACAAAGUCAACGACACAAUUGAUUAAUAGCGUUGGGAAAAAAAGAAUUCUCCUUUCACUCGUAAAAGAUAUAAAAAACGGAGAUAUUGAGAGCGCCAAUAUCAGGCUUGAGAAUCUAGAAAGAAAAGGAAAUCUUGAAUGGUUGGAACAUUAUAGAAGUCAAAGUGAGACUCUACUCCAUUUAGCAGUCAAGAAGCAUGAUGAUGAAUACUACAUAAGAAAGCUCGCAGAACUAUGUCCUGAUUUAAUUUUUGUAAAAAACCAAGAAGACUUUUUUGGACAGACAGCCCUUCACAUAUCCAUUACCAAGGGAAACGUUGUAUUGACUAAAAUACUGUUGGAUGUUGUCCAACAGAAAAAAAACAACAGAAUGUCUGAAUUAUUACAAACAUUGGCGACAGGAGGUCGGUUUGUGAACACUGUGAUGAUGGGACAACUUCCUCUAACAGUAGCUGCACUGUCAGGCAAUACUGAGAUCGUUGACGUUCUCUUAGAAUAUGGAGCUAAUUUGCAUGAUCAAAACAAAGAGGGUGAUACCGUAUUUCAUUCUUUAGUUAAAUAUGCAGCAAUAUACCCAGAAAAAGUAAUGACUAUUAUUCAAAUGUUGCAAUAUCUUAACCAAAAAGUGGAAAGCAGAUAUCAAAUUGACACAACGAUAGAUUACAACUCUAAAGAGGAUGAAUAUCGACAUAUACAUUCGUUUGUUUGGUUCAUAAAAAAUGAAGAGAACAUGACCCCACUUCAACUUGCCGCGAAACACGGCGUUUUUGAGCUUUUUGAAGUGAUAAUUAACAUAAGAAAUGUUUACUGCUUUAUCAGAGAAAACGAUGGGUUGUUUGACGUUAAAGAGUACGACAUAACAGAAAUAGACACCGUUAGCAAUUUUCGCACCUCUGAUCAAGGAAUCGAACGAGUUGCUUCCAAACCAGAAAACAAAUCUCCACAAUUUGAAGGAGUACCUAAAAAAAGGCCUCACAUAUAUGAAACACCAUGUGCCCCUUGCUGUUUCAAUCCCGGUUCUGAUUCUGUAUUAGAAAUGCUAUUCAGAUAUGACUACGACAGAAAAGAUGCCUAUCGUAUUAUUGAGUUAACUCCUGUAAAAAAUAUCAUAAAAAUGAAAUGGGACAUUUAUAAGUGGGUUUUCAUGUUGUUGAUGAUACUUCAUUAUCUUUUUAUGAUAUUUUUUACUAUAUAUAGCGUAUACAACGUUGAAUUAGGCAUUCAAAGUGUCUCCGCUGGGAUGUACAUCGUUUUUCGAGGAACAGGCGAAGAAGACUUUACUUCAUACAGAAGUACGAUGAUGGCAAUGUUUAAGCUUGGAAUUGGGAUCAACGAUAUUAGCGUACUAUAUUCUGCCCGAAUUCCGUGGGUAGCGGUUACAAUCUUCAUUGUCUUUACAGUUUUCACAUAUCUACUCAUGCUUAAUGCCUUGAUUGCAAUGAUGUCACAGACAUGUUCCCUUGUGCUAGAAGAACGGUUUCCUCAGUGGCGAAUACAACAAUUGUCUAUUGUUCUCUUAAUAGAGGAUAUAUUCCGGUAUUGCUGUUUUAAGUAUAGAUUGUCAUGUAUAGGGACACCAAUAACUUCAAAAGGUUAUGAUCCAAUGACAAGGACAAAGAAAAAAAGGCGAUUCGUCUUAGAAAUACAUUCCUUGCAAAUGGAAUAUGCGACACAAGAGGACAAAACAUGUAUUAAAGAUAAAUCUGCCGAAAUGCAAACACUAUGCCUACAACCCAGCGCAAAGGAAUGGCAUAUCACGUUUGGGAAUUAA